AGGCGUUUCCGUUUCCGUCAGCCAUUAUCGAGUUGUUCGUUCGCCGGGUCUGAGUUAGGUCACAGUGAAUGAAAAAUCAAAUUAUUUUCAAAGUCUCUCUUAAUUGAGAGAUAACUACUCAAGCGUAUACCACCACGUAGAUUCUUCGACGGAUUCCUACAAAGCACGAAGAUGCAGUACAACGGAUUCCACAAUCAACACCCAAUUUACAGACCUCGACCAGACCGGAAUGAACAAUUCGGUAAAAUGCCAUUUUUUAAUGGUCUACAUGAUUUUGGCGGGCCAAAAAAUUUUGGUGGCCCAAGGAACAACAAUCUUGGCAACAAAAACAACUUCAGGCCAAGGAAUGAUUUCAACGGAAUGAGGAAUGAUAUGAAUAAUCAAAAGAAUGAUGGAAACCCGAAUGAUUUUGGAGGACCAAAAGAAUUUAGGCCUAGGAAUAAUUUCAACAACCAAGUUCAGAAGAAAGAAUAUGAUGGAGGACUAAAGCCUGGUGGCAGCAUGCAGAUUUACAACCCCAGAAAUGAUUUUGGCGGUCCUAAGCAGCAAAACUUCCAGAAGAACAAUUUUGGCCCUAAAAAUUUCAACAAUCAGACUCCCAACAAUGGCCAAAAUUUUGUUGCGAAAAAAGUUUUUACGCAGAACCCUGGACAGCAACCUAUGGAUUUCAAUGCUCGUAAAUUGCAGAGUAAGAAAGCUAAACAUCCAGGUGACAGUUUAGUAAAGCCAAUCUGGGAUUUAAGUAACCUUGAACCUAUUCAGAAAGACUUCUACAAACCCCACCCCAAUGUUGAGAAUCGCACUGAUGAUGAAGUUCAGAUGUUCCGUGCGGAAAAAGAAAUAACAGUGAGCGGUAAUAACAUUCCACGCCCUAAUCAAAUGUUUGAUGAGGGUAAUUUCCCUGACCAUGUCAUGACCACUAUCAAGGAGCAAGGAUGGACUGAGCCGACUGGCAUUCAAGCUCAGGGUUGGCCAAUUGCUCUGUCUGGUCGUGACAUGGUGGGCAUUGCUUCAACUGGUUCGGGUAAAACCUUGGCCUACAUGCUGCCUGCUGCUGUGCACAUUGUACAUCAACAAAGAAUUCAAAGGGGUGAUGGACCCAUUGCUCUCAUCUUAGCACCUACUCGUGAACUGGCUCAACAGAUUCAAUCUGUUGCUCAGGCUUACAGUGCAAGGGGCUGCAUCAGGAACACGUGUCUCUUUGGAGGGUCUCCCAAAGGACCUCAAGCUAGAGAUUUGGAGAGGGGAGUAGAGAUUGUUAUUGCGACACCUGGACGAUUGAUUGACUUUUUGGAACGAGGCACUACUAAUUUACGUCGAUGCACUUAUCUAGUCUUGGAUGAAGCUGAUAGAAUGUUGGAUAUGGGUUUUGAGCCUCAGAUUCGUAAGAUUAUUGAGCAGAUUCGUCCCGACCGCCAAGUGCUGAUGUGGUCUGCCACCUGGCCAAAAGAAAUCCAAGCUCUGGCUGAAGAUUUUCUUAAUGAUUACAUCAAAGUAAACAUUGGAUCAUUGAACUUGUCUGCCAAUAAUAAUAUAAAACAGAUCAUUGAAGUAUGUGAAGAACAUGAAAAGGAGGGCAAGCUGACUAACUUACUAAAGGAGAUUGCUUCUGAGAGGGACAACAAAGUUAUUGUAUUUGUGGAGACUAAGAAAAAGGUGGAUGACAUCGCGCGUAGUGUACGAAGAAAUGGCCACAAAGCCCUCGCUAUUCACGGAGACAAGUCGCAACCGGAACGAGAUGCUGUCCUCAGCGAAUUCAGAAAUGGUGCCACUGCCAUCCUUAUUGCAACUGAUGUGGCUGCACGUGGUCUGGACGUUGAAGAUGUCAAGUUUGUCGUCAACUUCGAUUAUCCUAAUUCAUCUGAGGAUUACAUCCACAGGAUCGGUCGCACUGGGCGUUGCCAACAGUCUGGAACAGCAUACACUUAUUUCACAAGUGGAGACUGCCGUCAGUCACGCGCUUUAGUCGCUGUCUUGCGUGAAACGGGACAGAACCCACCCGCUAAACUUAAUGAAAUGGCGCGCAACAACAAUAACAACUCUGGACGUAACCGCUGGCAGCAACGCAAGGAAAACAACAGCGGAUCUAGCUCACCGCGUCAACAAAACAACCAAUGGAAUAACAAAAUGGCUUCAGUGGUGAAUGAGGAAGUGCCCAACACUUAUCAAAACCGAAACACCAACCAGCAACCACCACGUUUCAACAAUCAAAACCAGAAUAACCAGACUUACAGGCAAAAUAAUUACCAGAAGCAGCAAGUUCCAUUCCCCAGCCCAAAUGUCUUCGAGUCCAUGGGUAGCUACCAAGGAGGAUACAACAAUGGAUACCAGAAUGGAUACAACAAUCAAAAUGCUUAUGGACAGCGUCCUUACAACAAUGCGCGCAAUGGAAACCAACAGUACCGCAACAAUAACACGAAUGGAAACAAGUCGGGUGGAUCUGGUUCGUCGUUCGGUUCUCCUCCGCCCCACUUUGCCACACCUCCCCACUUCCCACAGAUGCAUCCCCACCACCAGGAUAUGCUUGGUGGCAAGUUCUACGGCGGCGGCGUGGGCGGCGGCGGGCCGUGCGGCUACCAGGCGGCCGUGGGCGCCAGCGUGCCCUACGCGCACCUGCCCCCCGGCCCGCUCCUGUACGCGGCUCCGGUCCAACAGUAAAUUUUCUCAUUCCCGCAUCAUCUCCCCACAUGAUAUGCCGACAGAAGCUAAUUGUGGCUACGUCGUUUAGCUAAAAAUCUCACUGUCUCUCUAAGCAAAAUGGAUGUCUCAGGAUUUCAGUAAACGAUUCGAGUACUUAGAAUUUUUAACGUUAGAUUACUGAAUGUUAAAUGUUGACCAUGCGGGGCGUUGAGUUUUUUCUUAUGAUAUUUCAAUUUUAUUAUUUUGAUUAGAAUAUAUUGUAGAUCUGAAUGAAGCUUACGAAAUUAUUCACGAUAUGGAUAUAGACAAUGUUGAUUAUCUUGAUGUCUUUCCUUUUAUCACAUGGUCAUUUUUGUCAUAAGAAAGAGUUACAUUAAUGCACCACUUUGAUGUUUUGUGAAUUAUCUUCAGAUCAAUUUGAAUUAACAAGUAUAAUAAAUGUGUGUUAGUAGUAUAAGGGAUCAUAUUCUUCAAUUUGCCACAUUCGCUUUGCCAUGAUAACAAUAAUUAAUUCAAUCACUAUAAUAGUAGUAUUGUAAGAGACAAUUUGACUCAAUGCUGUAGCAACAUUGUCUUAAGAAUAAAGGAAAAAAUAUUUUGAGGUACCUGAUUAAUUAAAUUGGAAAUUGUUACUAAAAUUCCAGUAGAUGUUUUAAAAUAUUGUUGUAUGGUAGGUACUUGUCAAAAUGUGAAUGUGGCAGAUGUUGAAUAUGAAAUCCAAUGUAAGUUUGGUGGAACAUUAAGAUAAUUUGUCUGUUCUACCUUUAGAUUUAAUCAUUAUAUUUUAGAGUAGUCGGUGUGGGUACCCUCUUUGUGUAAUCCCGGGUGCCUUUCGUUUUUCUUUCAAAUGUCUGUAUGAUGUACGAAAUGCACGAAACAUAUAGAAGAUGAGUGAAAUUAUAGGAGAAGGAUUCAGAGGAAAGUGUUAUCUGAGAUAUUUUAUAUAAAUUAUUUUUAUUGUUAAUGAUUGAUCUUAUCCAGUGAAAAGUGGGACAACUUAGUAUUUAGAAAAAUUAAUACUUAUACGCGUUGAAUUAAAAAGCUUUUUGAUAUACUUCAUUAUAACAAUCUGUAUUGCCAGAUAAAAUUGUGAAUAUUUUUCUUAUGUAAAAAUGAUGUCAAUGACAUUUCAAGUCACUGAUUUCAAGGUUAUUUUUUUAUUGAAGAUUAGAUCUUGAUAAUACUUGAAUAUUUAUGUCUAGGAUAUAUUAGUCUGCGUCAAUUGGGCAUAGACAACAGAUGGACUAUGAAAAUGUUCACAGUGGAUUUUACCAUACUCAAAAAUGUAGAAAGUAUGUAAAUAACAUGCAUUUAUCUUAGGAAGAUUAGUAUUUUGAGCGUGUUAAACAGAUAAAUAAUCGAACAAUGAUUGCUUUCAUUUCUUAGCAGAAUAAGUAUUUUCUUCAUAUUGUUUUUCGAUUAUUUUAUAUGAUAUGGUUUCAGAUAAUUCAUCUAGUUAAUUGCUGGAUUUUCUUUGUACGUAAACGGGUUCUAAGGGCUCAUAAUAUCCAUAGGUACAAAUUGUCUACUAAAUCAGUUAAUGUGUGUAGAUGCCCGUUACUGUCCAAAGAUUUGAAAAAUCUGUGAUAUGUCAUUUAACUAUAACCUGUCGUUGCGUUGUUGGUCAAUUUUGAUAAAUACAAAGGGCACUUUCCUGCAUUUGGGAUGUGUUUUAGACAAAAAUAUAUUUUUUGACUAUUUGAACGGAUUUCACGAAUGUUUGUGACAUCAAAGCUCGCAAGUCGUUCACAGAUAUAAUAUAAUGAUAUGAUAGGUGUAAGAUUUAAUAAUUUAUUGUUAUUCAAUUUAGUUUUCAGUUUACCUUUAGGUGACGAAAUUGAACCAGUUCAAAGGGACGUAAACGUUAUUAUCUAUAUAGGAAUCCCGUUUUUAAGUGCAUCUCGGUUUAUGAUGUUAAAGCUACGGGUCUUGAGCGGAUAUAAGGGGUGAACAUCGUGUUCGUGAAUCUCGCGUUUGUAAUUACAUUUAGAAUGCGAGAUUUGCUUUGUUAUUUGUGUACAUUUUACGAGAAAGACUGCCAUGAAAGGAUGUGUAUAUGUGGUGACUCAUCUCAGAGGUGAUUUCAUAAGUGCUAACCUGUCCACGGGAGGUCGUCGCUGAUUUUAUUCGGACUGAUAGGAUUUUUGUCUGAAGUAGUGUGUGCUCUGGGCGGUAGGAGGAAGUAUGCCGGGUUAGGGUUCAUGCGUAUAAGUGCGGCAAACAAGUGUCGUUUCUCGAGUAUGGUCGCGGAACGCAGGUAGCUCCUGUAUUAUUAUGUACAAAGUACUGCACCCACCUCUACUAAACAACUGUGAUAAUAACACUAAGUAGCGUAGCAGGCGAUUUAUAUACUAGUUACGUCCAAGAGAAGGGAUGACAUCAUAUCUGACAUACUGUAUUGUGAUAAUAAUAUAUCAAGGCGUAACCACUUCGGUACGUUUUGACUAAACGUUUUCUCUAAACAAGACUGAUUAUUUCUUAUUGAUAAAUAUUUUAUACAUGUUCCACUUUGACUGAAUGAAUUAAGGUUAUUGGUAGAAUUCUUCUCUUGCUGUGUGUUUUACUUAUUAAAAUUUUUUUUGAGUAUUCACUAUGUUGGAUAUGUGUCAAAAAGCCUUUCUAUACGGUCACCAAAUUGAUAUAAAAUAUUCUCAUUUGUGUUAUAUUCAUUAAUUUCUAAUUCCUUUGUUGUGAUGGAAAAUGUUGUUGACAAAUUAUGUAGCAGCGGCAGUAAACUACAUUGUAGAGUAUAUUAUUUUUGUUGUUAAUUUGCAAAUUUUUAUUUAUUCAACCAUUAUUUCAUAGGCAAUCGUACUUUCAUGCUUUACUAUAAGAAGUUGUUUUUCAAAAACUACAAGUACGCGAAAAAUAUACAUAGAUUUUUAAGUAUGUGGCAAUGCAGAUCUUCAUAAAUA
This is a messenger RNA of Ostrinia furnacalis (Asian corn borer), 5555 nucleotides long. RefSeq names its product ATP-dependent RNA helicase dbp2. The record is from RefSeq and is a predicted model, not a curated record. Gene Ontology annotation, molecular function: RNA helicase activity; nucleic acid binding; ATP binding. Bases 172 to 2658 code for a protein of 828 amino acids. NCBI's taxonomy places the organism in Eukaryota, Metazoa, Arthropoda, Insecta, Lepidoptera, Crambidae. The transcript has 8 exons.